AAAUUUUUGAAUGGAAGAAGGAGAUUCUCAUGAAAAUAUCCCGGAUUUUUAUCCGAAACAACAUCUGACUGCUCAAAGUGUUGAGUUUCUUCAGUCUGAUCCAAGUUUUCAGAUGGAGGAAGGUCAGAUUGUAAAGUCUAGUCGACUUGAAGAGAGAAGAGGGAAAGUUAUGAGAUACAGUAAUUUCACUUCAGGAAGAGAAAUAAUUGAAUCACAAGAUUCAUGCGAUUGGUGCUUUGAGGGUGAAAGUAGUAAGAACCAACACAUAAGUGCACUUGAGAAGCUUUAUGACUCAGACGAAGUAACUUCUCUGAUUUCAUGUCAAAUCUCUCCUAGAAAGAAGUCCUGAGCAGGCAUUGAAAUAAGGAGCCCUAACAAACCAACAGACAAUGGCAGUAAUUUUGGAAUGUCUAUGAUUUACACCACGAUGAAGGUUAACAAGACUCCUCUUGAUGAGAAGGGCAAUAGAAUGGAACUGAAAUUCCCUCCUGCAGAGAUGAUUGAAAAUUUAGACCAGCCUGAAGAGAAUCUCCAGACAUUUGAUCUCAUGACCUAUGAUAAAGAGAAUCCGAGUCUGUCCUCUAUUCCAAAAACUCCUGAAAGAUGUCAGAAAUGUAAUGAAAUAUGAAAUUGUAAGAACACAAAUGAGAUUUCAGAUUUCAACCCAAUAAGAGAAAUCUUUCAAAUUACUGCUAACCAGGUAGAGACAGAUAGCGAGCCAGUUUGAGAUGAAUCAUCAAUCAUGAGACCUGAUCAAAACGAUAUUUACUGAAGAGAAGCAGAAAGGUUGAAUCAAGAAGAAAAUCAGAAGAACCUCUCUCUGAUUAAGAAACAAAAUGGUAUCAUCAAAAGGCUUAAAUAAAGAUGUAGAUGCUAUCAAAAAUUUGAAUAAAUCAAUCCCCUUGUUAAGAGAAGAAAAUAUAAAAUUCCUAAAAAGAAUUGAAAUACUAGAAGCUCAGAUAAAAAUGAAAAAUAUUCAAAAAGUCAAUCAACAAAUUCAGACAUGUCAUGAUGCCCAACAAUUUACCCAAAGGAAGGAAGUUAUAGAAUUUCUAAUCAAAAACCAAAGUAAAGCGAUCCAAUUUACUCCGCAUUUGGCUGAAAUUUUCUUGAAAUUGAUAGUUGAAAACGACACGCCCGGACAUCAUGAAUUAGUAUCCUUACUGGAAAGAUUUUGUAAAGAUAAUAAAAAUAUAUUGGGACAACAAAAAUUUUAAGCUUUCCGAUUCAAUCAUCGAGCUGUCCUCUUCAGGGCAAGAAGCCUACAGCACUGUAGGAACAUUUGAGAAAUUACAACAGCUGUAUACAUUUGGAAACCAGAACCAGCCUAAUCAUCGAAGUCAAAGUCGGUGCAAAGUCUCUAGUUUAAAUGAAAAGGUUAUUGAAAGCGAGAGUAGCUCGAAGUACUCCUUUUGUGACAAAGAAAAUCAGAUGGAUAUCAGAGCAAUAAUUCCAAAAUUCACUAAAAGAGAUCAGAAGAAUCAGUGCAAGAAAAGAGAUUCUGGAGUAUCGGUCAGCUCUAUUAAGAGUCAUAAAAUUAAUAAUAAUGCCAAGCAGAACCAGGGAAAUUCUAGGAACAAAUUUAUCGUUCCAGCUUCGACUCUACGGUAUGACAUUAAUAAGACCAAAAUUGUAUUGAAAAAGUCCAAGAAGGUCAAAACUAAGGCAAAGAAGAGCAGGAAUAAUCCAGUAAUGAGUAGUGCAAAGACUUCAUUGGAUGAACAACUGUGAGACUCUAAAUUAGGAUCAGUUGGCAGUUUACUGAAGGAAAAAUGAAAUAAGAAUUAUUCGAUUAGUUCAUCUCAAGAUACUCAACCUUUUGGAGGAGCGUCAAAAGGGACUAAGCUUAAGGUUAUAAAGAAUUUUUCUAAGACAACAAAAUUAGAUAAAAGCUCUUUUGUAAAAACUCAUGAUAGAGUCCCCACUAUAUGUGUCACUCAAGUUAAAAAGUCGACGAAUGGAGGGAAAUCACGAACAAAUAAUGAAAGUAAGAAUUAUAACUUUUGAGCUAAAAGAGGAUCUCUAAACAAUUAUAAUACUAAAUCGAAUAAGGAUUCUCGCAGAGAUAUGUUUUGUACAGCCUCAACUAUUUUAAAGGACAGUACUAAUUCUAGAAACAAUAAGAAUAUUUUAAAUAAGAAAGCGUGCAGCACAUAUUCGGAAAGAUUUAUUCGAGGUGUUCCUAAAUAAAGGAGACUCUGGAGCAGCAAAAAGGCUUUCUAAUUAUUCCUAAAAAGGCCGAAACAAAGUCAAAUGGAAAAAUAAAACUGCCAAGUAGUACGAAAGGAAGUCAGUCUAGAAAUCCCAUCAAAUUCCAAACCUCUGCUAACUCAGCUGCCUCUCUGUCAAAAUCCAGCUCUAUUAAGAGAUUCUAUCCAAUCACCCAUAAUUCGACAACAAAGAAAUUUAAAAGUAAAAUUUCAAGAGU
This is a messenger RNA of Moneuplotes crassus, 2428 nucleotides long. NCBI's taxonomy places the organism in Eukaryota, Ciliophora, Spirotrichea, Euplotida, Euplotidae. The record is from the annotation of a GenBank genome assembly.